AUGGAGCCAUUUGAUAUGUGGAAAGACUACCUCGAAUUGAACAAACUGGUCACAGAAUUAGCCAAGAAGGAAUCAAAAGUGACUAGAAGAGAUAAUGACAAUACGGUAGUGGGCACAGAGAUGUACCAACAGCCUUUGACUGAAAGAUCCACAGAUGUCCCGACUGUUCUGUACAAGUCACUGUCUGCACACCGGCAGCCUGCCUGUCCAGAUCCCGCUCCCAGGGAUGAAACUGCUUUCUGCACAUUUUGCAAACACAACGGAGAGUCGAAAGUUGUGUACACCCGCCACAGAUUAAAGGACGAAAAUGGCAGGGUAGAAUGUCCUAUACUGCGCUGCUACGUAUGCCCUCAAUGCGGGGCAACUGGUAAAAAUGCGCACACCAGGCGUUUUUGCCCCCUCACAGAAAAGGGCUACACCUCUGUAUACCAGACAGCAAGGAACUCAACGGGCAAGAAGUCGGGGAAGGGCAGAGGUCAUGGAAUCCAGCAUUCAGACUCUGAAUAA
Molecule: messenger RNA, 507 nt
Organism: Pelobates fuscus (common spadefoot toad)
Lineage: Eukaryota; Metazoa; Chordata; Amphibia; Anura; Pelobatidae
Gene: NANOS3
Product: nanos C2HC-type zinc finger 3
Exons: 1
Coding region: 1-507 (168 amino acids)
Biological process (GO): negative regulation of translation; oogenesis
Cellular component (GO): perinuclear region of cytoplasm
Molecular function (GO): zinc ion binding; mRNA binding
Source: RefSeq, a predicted model, not a curated record